ACCAAGUGCCCUAAAGGAUACCGAUGAAAAAUAUCCAAACGUGAAUGAAAAUGUUGAGUCAGCUCAUAGAAAAAAGAACAACGGUGAAUGUAGAUUACGUAUCUUGGAAUAACACCUCGGAUCUUCUAGCUGUAGCCUACGAACAUGGACAGGUUGUCAUACAUAAACUAAACUGGCAGCAAAUUUGGUCCCUCGAUGCUCCUCGCGAAAAUGCCAAGGUAAUUUGUAUGUCGUGGCGACCCGAUGGUCGCGUUCUAGCCAUCGUUUAUAAUAUCAACGAAACGCAUAUUAUCGAAAUCAAAUACAAAGAAAUCGUCAAAAAAAUCCACGGCGAUAUUGCUUAUGCUCACUGGAUUGAAGAAACGUUCAGCAAUAGGUAUAAAGAGUAUCAAAAAUCGAAUGAUGAUUACACGCCUAAACAAGUACCCUUGCCUCCUACUAAUGAUGAAAUCGCUGUAGACGAGUUUAAGAAAUUAAGUAAUCAAAAAGGAAUGAAUUUUUUAAUUCUCGGUCAUCAUUCAGGUCUACUUGAAUUUUACGUGUACGGCAUGUAUCGUUGCAGUACAAUCGAUUUGCUUAAAUUAUCCAAAGAAGAAGGGGAUAAAUGUGAGAUUUUAUAUUGCGAUAUCUCCGACGAUCUGAAAACUAUGGCUGUUAUUGUAAUUGUAAACGAGAAAUCGAAAUGUUUUUUAAUUGAUAGCAACGUAUUGGUAGAACGAGCUCAAGUUUUGUACGACAUCACGUACAGAAGAGCUGUUUUCGAUGUUAAUUUAGAUUACAUGGAACGUACGAUAAAUUAUAUCGUUGGAGCGUGGGAUAAAAUAUUAUCUUACGAAGUGGAACUUAAAUUGAGUAAAUAUCCUGGCGAUGAUUUAUCGACGGAUUAUCUCGAGUUGCUGAUUCGUGGAUUUUGCCCUCCUCAUCUUCAUAAAUUUUUGACUCGUGAGCUGAAUGAAACCAAGUUACAAGAGGUGGCCCGAUCUAUUGAUUCUUUACACAGUAUUAUGCAUAAAUUACUCUUGUAUCCUUUGCAGCUUGCCGUUGAAAACGUAGUUCAUGACUUGACAUUAUUGCAAGGCAUGUAUAAAGUCUCAUGUGAUGGUAAACUAUUCAUAAACAUCGAAGAAAAUUUAAUCGACGAAUGCCUCAUCGCCGCUGGAGGUUAUUGCAUUAAAAGCAACGAAAUGUUAAGUAUUGUCGAUGCUUCGAUGUCAAAAUACAAAUAUUUUUUCCGUUGGCUGUGUACUGUGAUAAACAAAUUAAACUCGGAUAAAAAGAUAUCCUACGAUGAGUUCACUCAACACGAACGGGACGCAGUUACGCAAUUCAUCUGCGAAAUGGAUGCAAAUAAUAAAGUAUCAGCUAUGAAAAGUGUAUUAUCUUUGUAUCUACACGACGACAGUGCUUUCGGUAUCAAAUCCAACGGUAACCAUCCUUGGUUGAAUUUAUUAAAAGAAAAUCCCACUUUGGAAAAUUGCCUCCUCAUUAUGCCUUCGACAUUCCAAAACAUGUCAUUGAUGCAGUUGCAUAAGUAUUUGAAGGCGUGCAGUGCGAAAAUAUUCGAAAAUUAUGAGAAAUUUAUCAACGACUUCCAUCUAUUGAAUAACUGGACCAUAAGCGAUUCCGUUAUUAAAUUAUCGGCUGUUAAACACUGCAAUAACAUUAGAUUAUUGAUCGGCUAUACGAAACCCAAUGAAAAUGGCAUGUAUGCGAAUAUUACGAAAAUAUCCAACGCUCAUAGUCAAACGGAAACUUUAUCUCUGUACUUCAAUACUGAAGAAUAUGACCAGUUAUACGUCAACGAUAUGCAAUUUUUCACCAACGAUUAUCUAUCGGUGCUUCUAUCUGUAAAAAAUUUAACCUUUUAUUUUCACAUGUCUACAUCAGAGCUUUCGAAAAGAUCUUACGGUAAAGAAUCCAUUAAAAAUGGAUUUUCGAUGGUUUCUAAAAUGGAAGAUUAUUUGACAAUCAUUGAUAAUAUGAAACCUACUAGUGUUGUAGUCAGCGGCAUUCAUAAUCUUAUUUUGAUCAUGACGCCUGAUCAUCGGCAUUUACGUAUUUACUCGACAGCAUCUAAUAAUAUCCCAGAUAAACGUAACCUAUCGCAAUAUGAAAUCAAUUCCAAAGAGAUAAUUGCUCCAGACUGCAGCUACGGAUAUCAUCCAAACGAAACUAACAACGAUCCAGUAACACAUCCAGCUAGAGAAUACAUCUCAAAUCUAAAUUAUUUCGCUUCGUUGAAUUAUUCCCCUGAAGAGGAGACAAUCAAUUUGAAUAAUGUCGAUAUUCAUAAUUUACACAUUUCUUAAUUUUCUUGAUACUUUCAUUUUUUUUAUUACGGUAUAUAUUUUUUAGGUAGGAAUUCGAAUACUCGAUUCGUCUCAUAAUUUAUUAUCAAAUGCUUCUUUGUAAUUUUAUGCAGUAUUUUUUAAAUGCUUUAAGCAUACCUACUUAAAUCUCAAUCGAAAUGUCAAGACUGAAAAGUUAUCAAUCAUCAUCAUGUACCUACCUAUUACGUAAUGGGGGAAAAUGGCAAUAAUUGUAUCGAAAGGAUGGCUUUUUUAACCGUAUAAUUUUAUUUUAUCUAUCUGAGAGCUUAUAUUUUUAAUGAUAGCUGAUAAUUAUGAUGAGGGUUUAAUGAUCAUAUUGUGAGUAACUGAUAAUAAUUUUUAUAGUAAUUUUGAUAUUUUCACAUCUGUGACAAAUAUGUGUUCUUUGUUGAUUUCUUAUUAACAUGUUAACAUAUUUUGACUAGUCAGCAAACACUUAAUGAGCUAUUUUUCGUAACGCUUGCAAAAAAAAAGUUCGUCGUCUUGCCUUGCAUAUGUAGCCUCCUUUUUCUUAUAGUAACACUUCUUAUUUUUGUACCAUUUAUUUUAUAAAUCUCAUUUACCUUCAGUAAGUUAUUACAUAUAUGUACCUCUAAAAUUUUUAUGAGUACAUCAAUAAAUUGAAAUUGAAACGGA
This is a messenger RNA of Planococcus citri (citrus mealybug), 2966 nucleotides long. Its product is annotated as anaphase-promoting complex subunit 4-like. Gene Ontology annotation, molecular function: protein binding. Gene Ontology annotation, biological process: anaphase-promoting complex-dependent catabolic process; protein K11-linked ubiquitination. Bases 45 to 2309 code for a protein of 754 amino acids. The transcript is spliced from 2 exons. The record is from RefSeq and is a predicted model, not a curated record. Gene Ontology annotation, cellular component: nuclear periphery; anaphase-promoting complex. Lineage: Eukaryota; Metazoa; Arthropoda; Insecta; Hemiptera; Pseudococcidae.